GACUGUAUAACGGUUUUCUGUUACACGUUAUCGUAUAACUAACGAAUAUGGAGGAAUUACGGAAUCAGCGUCUCUUGGAAAAUCUUGAUUUACUAAAAAGUCUUGCAAAUGUAUGUGACGAUGACAUGGAGAAGAUCAAAAGAAUGUAUGGGAUCAAAAUGUCAAAAUCCAAUGUUCCGAGAUGUCAGAGAAUCCGCGCAACAUCAUCAAAAUGUAUCCAGACUAAGAAUGUGCCUAAAACGUUACCAUGCCGUCAUUCGAAAAAAAGGCAAAAAGUAAAGGUCUCAUUAUCUUCAAACAGCGACAGUGAUUGGAUGAGCAGUGGGGAUGAGUGGAUUCCGGAUUUGCCCAAACCAUUUGUUACAAGCACGCCAACUCAUAAAUCAUCUCAUGAAAAAAUGACGAAAAAAGCAUCAGAAUGUAGUAGCAAAAUUGCCACACUGAUGGAAGUUUCGAAUUCCGAAGAAGGGAGACGAUAUCCCAAACGGGAGAAAGAAAGGCGAAACUACAAAUUUGAUGUGGUGAUUCCUGAAGAUGAUAGGUACCUGUACUGUUACACUUGUAAACGUUCUGUCAUUGAUGGAUGUUUCGAUCAUCCUAUUAUUUGGAUCGACAAUACACCAUCAGAUGUUUGCGAAGAAGUCAAAGACAAGUACAUUUACUGCCAAACAUCCAAAUGCGUUUGUGGAGAGCCGUUUUAUAAACAUGCAGCUAAAACCGCUCCAAAAGGACUGAUCACAAUUAGCAAGUCUAGAAUUCACGGAGCAGGGUUGGGUGCAUAUGCAAAUGCUAACAUACAGUGCGGAACUAUUUUUGGACAUUACGAAGGACAGAUAGUGUAUUUACAUGAAAUGGAUAAUGAGGAACGGGUCAGGAGGUCGCGUGGUGGAUAUGCAUGGCUCGUAAGAGCUAAUAAUAAUGGCGUCAGUGCUCAUCUGGUGGAUGCUCGAAAUCCUCUGAAUUCAAAUUGGUUAAGAUUUGUUAAUUGUGCCCGAUUCGAAGAAGAGCAAAAUCUUGUUACAGUGCAGUAUAGAGGAAAAAUCUACUAUAGAGCAUGCAAAGUAUGCGGUUAUUCUUGUUCGCUAUCUCUUGUCUAGGACAUUUCAAGAUUCGAAGAACUUCUUACGUAUUAUGGAGAGGAGGUAUGUUUUUACUUUAUAGACUGAUUUGUAGAAACUCUUCCAAAUAAGACAACAGAGUGGGAUACCUA
Messenger RNA from Schistosoma turkestanicum, 1210 nucleotides. The record is from the annotation of a GenBank genome assembly. Lineage: Eukaryota; Metazoa; Platyhelminthes; Trematoda; Strigeidida; Schistosomatidae.